Molecule: messenger RNA, 2432 nt
Organism: Ruditapes philippinarum (Manila clam)
Lineage: Eukaryota; Metazoa; Mollusca; Bivalvia; Venerida; Veneridae
Product: RNA polymerase II subunit 5-mediating protein homolog
Exons: 3
Coding region: 1-1629 (542 amino acids)
Biological process (GO): DNA integration
Molecular function (GO): nucleic acid binding
Source: RefSeq, a predicted model, not a curated record
AUGAUAGCAGAUGUAGAUAAUCAUUUGUCAAAAUGUAGUCGAUGUUUACGUCGUAAAACAAAUGUUCACAGUCGAGCUCCUUUAAUAAAUAUUACAACAACAUACCCAUUGGAAAUGGUGUGCAUGGAUUAUCUGACGUUAGAACCAGCAAAAGGAAUUGGAAACAUUUUAGUAAUAACUGAUCAUUUCACAAAAUUCGCUAUGGCAAUCCCAACAAAGAAUCAAACUGCAAAAACAACAGCAGAAGCUUUUUAUAACAACUUCAUCAUACAUUAUGGAAUUCCUACAGCAAUACAUUCUGAUCAAGGAGCAAACUUUCAAUCAGAGAUCAUUAAAGAAUUAUGUGUUAUCACACAGAUGAAAAAGACAAAGACUUCCAUAUAUCACGCCAUGGGUAACGGAAUUACAGAGCGAUUCAACCGGACGCUUCUUGAUAUGUUAGGUACUUUAGAAACUUCACAGAAAACGGAUUGGAAGAAGUACAUACCAACACUAGUCUACGCAUACAAUUCAACACCACAUGAAACAACGAAAAUUUCCCCUUUUGAAUUAAUGUUUGGCAGAAAGGCAAAACUUCCUAUUGAUGCUGUAUUUCAACAAGCAACAGAUGAAAAUGAAACAACAGAAAUGCCUAAAACAGACUACAUCAAAGAAUUGAAAGAACGUAUGGAAAGGACAAAUCAAAUAGUUAAAGAUAUCUCUGAUAAAGCAAGACUUAAACAGAAGAAAUAUUUUGAUAAGAAGGCCAAGGCAGCAACUAUAUCUGUUGGUGACAAAGUACUGGUAAAAAUUUUGAAAUUUGAUGGUAAGCAUAAAAUUGCUGACAAGUUUGAAGAGGAACUAUAUAAAGUCACUGAACAACCCAGACAUGAUAUACCUGUGUUUAAAGUGAGAUCGGAAAUAUCAGGAGUAGAGAAGAUACUACAUAGAAACCAUUUGUUUCCAGUCCAAAGUCAGGAAACAACAGAAGAAGAGUUAAAUAUGGAUAUAAUCGAUGCAUCGAAAGGGAUGGAAAAUGAAGAUGAUGACGAUAAUGAUGAUGAUGAUUCUGACUCAGAUAAUGGAUACGCAGUUGUUAAUAAUACAUCUGAAUUUGGGGACGCCCAUAAUCCUUUACCUUUGACAGAAGAUCAUGAUAUACCGAAGGCAGAAAAUAAAGUAGACAUAGAAAACAAAGGAACAGACGAAGAGGAACUUGAAUCUAAUGAGAUUGAAGAAGUGGAUGACAUAGAAAUACAAAGUGUGGAUUCAAAUCAUCAUGAAGAACAUGUAGAUUCAGAUGACACACCUAUUGAAAUACACACAGGUAUAGACAACGACUCAGAUGACAAUUCAGAAACAAGCACGGAAGUGACAGAUGAAAAUUCACAUGUUGAUGAAGGUCCAGGAAUUGAAGAAAUCCCUGAAGAGCCUCCACCAAAACCACCUCCAAGGCCUAAGCCAACUCCAAGACGUUCUGUAAGAGAACGUAAACCACCAAAUUGGCAAAGUGAUUACCACAUGAAUCGAAUGGUACCAAGACCAUAUGAUACCAAUCUACAGGCAUUAGAUGUAUUGAUGAAUUCUGGCGUAUUGAACAGGAUUGAUAUUCAUGUGGCACAGAAGUUAUUAAAUACAUUGUCUGAUUGAAAUAUUGUAUUCAGUACUUUUGUAUUUAAUUUUAUAUGUAAUGUAUUGUUUGAAUUUUUGUAAUUUUUUAACCUUAAUUGAAUAAAUUUAUAUUCUAAUCAUUGAAUAAAAGCCAAUAUAAAUUAAAAUAAUUCAGUAUAUAUUGCGAGGUCGCAAUAUUUAAGAAGGGGGAGGGAAGAAUUGAAUUUAUAUAGACUGUUGUAGAGAUUAACUUUAUAUACUUGAAGUUAACUGAUAUUGGAAGAGUUGUAAAAAAUUUCUGAUUGAUUCAGAAUACUGAUGAGUUAUAUUUUGAGAAUUGUUUUCUUCAAAUAGAAUUAUUUGAUGUGGAUUAUUCUUUGUAUAUAUGAUAAUGACGGGACGUCAUUUUCUAAGGUGGGGAAGUGUGUAACAGGAUGGAUAAUUCGAGUGUCUUGAUACAUUUUUGGUUGUUUGAGUUGUUUCCCUUGGUUUCCCGCAAUUUUGAUCAUGUGACUAGUUUUGUCUUUGUUGAAGCGGCUUUGUAAAAAUUAAGAUCAGACAUUUUCUUAGUGUUUUAAAUUUAUUUAAAAUUUGGAUUAUUGAUAGUUGAAAUUACAGCACAGAGAGUUUGGAAGUAUGUGUGUUUUGAAAAAGAUGAUGUAAUAUGAUAUAAUUGUACAUUCAGUUCCACAAACUGAGUGUUGAUCGAUUCGAUUGAUUGAGAUUUAUUGAAGGUUUAUUGACGAUUCAUUGACGAUUGAUUUUGUCGAUAUUUGGAUAUGUAAGAUUGAUAUACAUGUAUGUGUCAGAACUAGAAGAUAAAUAAAUAUAUAAGAACUGUG